Molecule: messenger RNA, 4236 nt
Organism: Oryzias latipes (Japanese medaka)
Lineage: Eukaryota; Metazoa; Chordata; Actinopteri; Beloniformes; Adrianichthyidae
Gene: ift122
Product: intraflagellar transport 122 homolog (Chlamydomonas)
Biological process (GO): intraciliary retrograde transport; protein localization to cilium; non-motile cilium assembly
Cellular component (GO): non-motile cilium; intraciliary transport particle A
Molecular function (GO): protein binding
Source: RefSeq, a predicted model, not a curated record
AAAAGCAUGUUUCUAGUACUAGCUCAGGGGUCUGCAAGCUGAGGCUCUGGACCCACAUGUGGCACUUUUGUCCCAGUUUUCACACUAAUGCUUUGAGUGUUUAUGAUGUUGCUUUCAAACCAGAUGGAAGCCAGCUCAUAGUAGCAGCAGGGCUCCGUGUGUUGGUUUAUGACGCUGCAGACGGUGCUAAUAUCCAGCCGUUAAAGGGACACAAAGACAUUGUGUACUGUGUGGCCUAUGCAAAGGAUGGUAAACGGUUUGCUUCAGGGUCAGCUGACAAAAGCAUAAUAAUAUGGACCUCCAAGCUAGAGGGUAUUUUGAAAUACACACACAAUGAUUCUAUCCAGUGUGUUUCAUAUAAUCCAGUCACUCACCAACUUGCCUCUUGCUCUUCUGGUGACUUCGGUCUUUGGUCUCCUGAGCAGAAAUCUGUAAAUAAACACAAAGUGAGCAGCAAAAUAACAUGUUGUGGCUGGACAAAUGAUGGACAAUACCUUGCCCUUGGGAUGAUGAAUGGUGUGGUGAGCAUACGGAACAAAAACGGGGAGGAGAAGGUCAAGAUAGAACGUCCAGGAGGCUCCUCUUCGCCUAUUUGGUCUAUUGCUUGGAAUCCCUCCAAGGAUGAACACAAUGACAUUUUGGCUGUAGCAGACUGGGGUCAAAAGCUCUCCUUCUACCAGCUCAGUGGAAAGCAGAUCGGAGCAGACAGGACUUUGAAUUAUGACCCGUGUUGUGUCAGCUACUUCUCCAAGGGGGAGUACAUCGUGAUGGGCGGCUCGGAUAAGCAGGUGUCGCUCUACACCAAAGACGGAAUGCGAUUGGGAACCAUUGGAGAACAGAAUUCCUGGGUGUGGACAUGCCGAGUUAAGCCCGAGUCCAACUGUGUGGUGCUGGGCUGCCAGGAUGGGACCAUUGCUUGCUAUCAACUUACUUUCAGUACAGUUCACGGCCUCUACAAGGAUCGCUACGCUUAUAGGGACAGUAUGACUGACGUCAUCGUCCAGCACCUGAUCACAGAGCAAAAGGUGAGAAUUCGAUGUCGUGAGUUGGUGAAGAAGAUCGCCAUCUACAGAAGUCGCCUUGCCAUCCAGCUACCUGAGAGGAUCCUCAUCUAUGAGCUCCGCUCCGAUGACUCCUCUGACAUGCACUACCACAGCAAGGAGAAAAUUUGUCAGAAGUUUGAGUGCAACUUGCUGGUUGUGUGCUCCCAGCACAUCAUUCUGUGUCAGGAGAAGAGACUCCAGUGUCUUUCCUUCACCAGCGUCAAGGAAAAAGAAUGGGUGAUGGAGUCUCUAAUUCGCUACAUUAAAGUGAUUGGGGGUCCACCAGGCAGGGAGGGCUUGCUUGUGGGAUUAAAGAACGGGGCUAUCCUGAAGAUAUUUGUUGACAAUCCAUUUCCCAUCACACUGCUGAAGCUGUCAACUUCCGUGCGCUGUUUGGAUAUGAGUGCCUACCGCAAGAAACUGGCCGUGGUUGACGAGCACAACACUCUUCUAGUGUAUGACAUCAACAGUAAAGAGCUCCUCUUUCAGGAGCCUAAUGCUAACAGUGUAGCCUGGAACACCCAGUGUGAGAACAUGCUGUGCUUCUCUGGGAAUGGCUACCUCAACAUUAAGGCGAGCAACUUCCCCGUUCACCAGCAGAAGAUGCAGGGCUUUGUCGUGGGCUACAACGGCUCCAAGAUAUUCUGCCUCCAUGUGUAUUCUAUGUCCGCUGUGGAAGUGCCCCAGUCUGCUCCUAUGUAUCAAUACCUUGAGAAGAAACACUAUAAAGAGGCCUACCAGAUUGCCUGUCUGGGUGUGACAGACAGCGACUGGAGAGAUUUGGCAACAGAAGCUUUGGAAGGACUUGAUUUUGAAACUGCAAAAAAGGCUUUUAUUAGAAUCCGAGACCUACGCUACCUGGAUUUGAUCAGCAGCAUUGAGGAGAGGAAGAAGCGGGGUGAGAACGACAAUGAGCUGUUCCUGGCAGACGUCUAUGCCUUCCAGGGGAAAUUCCAUGAGGCAGCCAAGCUGUACAAACGCACAGGCCAUGAAUCCAGAGCCCUCAGCAUGUACACAGAUCUACGCAUGUUUGAGUACGCCAAGGAGUUUGUGGGAACAACAGAUGUAAAGAGCUCCCGGAUGCUGAUGGCUAAACAGGCAGAUUGGGCUAAAAGCAGCAACGAACCCCGAGCUGCUGCUGAGAUGUAUCUGUCAGCAGGAGAACACAUGAAAGCUAUAGACAUUAUUGGAGAGCACGGUUGGGUGGACAUGCUCAUCGACAUUGCUCGUAAGCUGGAUAAGGCUGAGCGUGAACCACUGACGAAAUGUGCACUUCACCUCAAGAGGCUGAAACAUCAUGGCUAUGCCUCAGAAAUCUAUUCCAAGAUGGGAGACUUGAAGGCUCUGCUCCAGCUGCAUGUGGACAGCAAAAACUGGGAAGAGGCAUUGUCUUUGGUGGAGAAGCAUCCCCAGUUCAAAUGUGACGUGUUUGUGCCGUACGCCCAGUGGCUGGCUGAAAACGACCGCUUUGAGGAAGCACAGAAAGCAUUUCACAAGGCUGGGCGUCAGGAUUCGGCCGUGAAAGUCCUGGAGCAGCUUACCCACAAUGCAGUGGUGGAGAACAGGUUUAGUGAUGCAGGCUAUUAUUACUGGAUGCUGUCCAUGCAGUGUUUGGACAUUGCCAGAGAUUAUGAAGAGCAGAGGGAUGAGAUGCUGACAAAGUUUAAGCGUUUUCAGCAUCUGGCUGAGCUUUACCACGUCUACCACUCCAUUCAGCGUUACACGGAUGAGCCUUUCAUUUCAGACAUUCCAGAGACCCUCUUCAACAUCUGCAGGUUCCUCCUGAACAACCUCACCAAAGAAAUACUUCAGGGGAUUUCUAAAGUUAAAAUCUUGUACACGUUGGCGCAGCAGAGUCAGAAACUGGGUGCGUAUAGACUCGCCAGGUCGUGCUAUGAGAAACUCCUGGAGCUCCAUAUCCCUUCACGCUUCCAGGCGGCAAUAGAACGAGGCAGCAUGGUCAUUCGUGCCAAGCCCUGCCAUGACAGCGAGGACCUCACUGAGGCUAUGAUGUGCUACCGUUGCUCCAACAACAAUCCACUCCUGAGUAACCAGGGGAGCAUGUGCAUCAACUGCAAGCAGCCUUUUAUUUACUCCGCCUCAUCUUAUGAGGUGCUGCCUUUGGUGCAGUUUUAUCUAGAAGAAGGUAUCAGCGAUGAUGAGGCUCUGUCUCUUAUUGACCUGGAAGUUCCUCACACAGAUCAAGGAAAAGCACAGGAGCAGGAUAUGAACAACAGCGAGCUCCAGACUUUAAAGAUUAAUGACGAUUUAGACGAUGAAGGAGAUCAUCCAUUCACAGCCAAAAUAAGCUUUGAGCAAGGGGGCUCUACCUUUGUCCCGGUCAAGGUGAGCCGUUCGGUGCUGCGCUCCAUGAGCAGAAGGGAUGUCCUGAUAAAGCGCUGGCCCGCGCCUCUCAGAUGGGAAUACUUCCGCUCCCUGCUGCCUGAUGUUAGCAUCACCAUGUGUCCUACCUGCUUUAAGAUGUUUCAGAGUGAGGAUUAUGAACUUCUCGUGCUUCAACACAACUGCUGCCCCUACUGUCGCAGACCCAUCGACGAACCGCACUGAUCUCCUUUACAGCAACUUUGAUCAUUCGCUAAAUUUUAUGUUAUAUUUUAGUGUCUGUAUUUAUCUUUUCAGCAUACACAUGAGGCUGGACUGUGCUGUGAGGAUAUUCGAGCUGCAUUUUAAGACCAACACUCUUUUAUUUAAGGACGAAAAGACGGAAUUAGCAGACGUUUUGUGUCAGUCCUUAGAGUGUAAGACAAGUGCACCAACAACCACUGAGUUCAAGUGGAUUAAUGGGAUCAGAUUGCUUCAAGUUAUCCAUAUGCUCAAUAGAAAAAAUGAAAUCAAAAUGCAAACUGUUUAUGAAAGAAUUAUUUUCAUGCAUUUAAUCUUUUUUGUCUCUGACAAAAAGCUUUUUGAAGAAAUGUGUUGCAAUUCUUUUGUAAAAUUAAAGAAUUAUUUUGUAAAAAAAUAAACCCGUAGUAACUUCAAACAAGCAACAGAUUAUUUCAAGAUAAAGGAGCCUCAUCUUUGCACAUUGUAAAGGUCAUGUGAUGACAACAAUGACCUUCUGCAGCAGCUCUCCUAAGGUUUAUACUCCAUGUUCCAUCCCUUAUACAUGAGAAUACAUACAUGUUUUUUUUAUACUGCAGUUUUUCACAAUAAAAACACAAUUUGAACAAUG